Messenger RNA from Paramecium pentaurelia, 1947 nucleotides. Lineage: Eukaryota; Ciliophora; Oligohymenophorea; Peniculida; Parameciidae. The record is from the annotation of a GenBank genome assembly.
AUGUAUUUAAGCUUUAUUAAGGAGCAUUUUACACCUAGUUAAGAAGAACUUGAUAUUUUAGAAGCUAAAGAAACAUAGGAUUUGUAUUCUGAUGUAUAAAUUUAAGGUGGAUUUAUUUAAGUAUUCUAUAUCAAAUAUUUAGGUUUAUUCUAGAUAAUGCAGUAUAUUUGAUUCUGAAUUAUAUAAAAAAUAACUCAAAGUAUUUUAGAAAUAUUUAUUGAAUUAUGAGAAAUAAAAUUCUAAAUUAAAUGGACUUUGUCUUGAAAAAGCAUUUUAUGUGGAAUAAACUUAUUCUCUUGACUGUUAGGUUGAAUCACCAGAAACUUGGUUAAGAGAAUAAGUAACAGUCUGGUAAUUGCCUACUGAUAUAGUGAAUAAAUUGAAUUCUAAGUGUUUUACUUUUGAAGAUAUAGCUAAAAGGCAUGGUAAUUAAAUGGUUGACAUUCGAAUUCAAGAUCCAAAUACAGAUACUUUUACUCCAACAAUUGAAUAGAAUUGUAUAGCUAAUUAAAUGAGAAUUGAUGAGUAUUGCAAAUAUUUAAAAAAUAAAACAGAGUUCUUUUAAAAACAUACAGAAUAUUCAUCUGAUAAAGUUCUAUUUGCUGUAAAUGUAGAUAUGGAUAAUUGGGAUGAAGAAACAGGUUAAUUAUAUGAAUAUAUGCCACAAUCAUUAUUAAAAUAUGAUGGAUUAGUAUAUAUGAGACAAUUCUGUUUAGGAGUUAAUAUUCCAUAGAUAUAUAUAAAGACUAAAGGAGUUUGGACUGGUGGACAUUAAGAAAAUUCAUCAGUAAAUUCUUUAAAUUUUAAUCAUGGUCCAGGAGAUUGUCUUUGGUUAACUGUAGAUGCUCAACAUGUAAAAAAAUUAUAUGAAAUAAUGCCAAAUCUAUAUUAAAUUGAAGGCUUAUGGUUUAAGGAGAUUGAUUUCUUUUUGGAAAACAAUAUACCCAUAAAAUAUACAAUAUAAAAAAAAGGAGAUCUAGUGAUUUUGGGAGCUGGAUGUCUACAUUGGGUAAAGAGUCUAGGAAAUACUAUAAAUACAUCUUGGAAUUUAUUAGUUUAUUCAGAAGAUACAUUUCAAUAAAUAUAUGAUAGAUAACUUAUUAAUGACCAAUACUAAAUAUCAAGUGUUCUACCUAUUAAGAAUUUGUUUCUAGAUAUUUAUAUACAUCGUAAAUCUCCUGUAUUAAAAACAUUCUUACAUAAAUUUAUAUAGGAAGAUAUAGAUAAUUACUUAAAGUAAUCUACAAAAAUAAAGAAUUGUAAAAAGAAAUUCAAUUCUAGAGAAGUAUUGUAAUGUAAUAAUUGCAAAAUGGAAAUUUUCAUCUUUUAUUAAAUAAAAAAUGAUUAAACAUUUAGAUGUAUUAAAUGUCUAGAUGGAGAAGAAGUAGAAAUCUUUAUGAAAUAUAAACCAACUGAACUUAUUUUAGUUUUAAAUGCAGAAAAGUUUUCUUGCAGUCCUACUUUGUGUACAAGAUAUAUGGGAAAUACAGAAUGUUAACUUGAUAAAUAAACAGAAGAAUUUUAAAGUGAAAGUUAUUAAUCUAGUAUAGAUUUAAGUAAAAGUGCAGAAGAAUAAUCUAAAACUAAAUUUACUAGAAGAAAGGAAAAAAGUAAAACUUCAAAAAAAUCAUCAUAGACAUAAUAAUAAGAUAGGUAAAAUUGUAUUAUUUAUUUAGAAAUUCAAGUGCUUAAACAAAUCAUUAAAAUAGGCAAAAGAGACCCUAUAGAAAGAAAACUAAAGGAUAAGAUGAUUUAAUUUCUGAAAUUUGUACAUCCUAAAAAUCACAUAAAAAAAAUGAAAAUAAUAAUACAAAAUCUAAGUUGAACAAAAAGAUUUAAAAGGUUUAAAAACUAGAAAGCAGUGUUAAAAGUGUAUCUAGUUCAGGUUUCGAUAGUCAUUCUUAAAUUCAAUUAAUUAAAAAAGGAAAAAAAUAAAAUGAAUUAUGA